Messenger RNA from Ostertagia ostertagi, 144 nucleotides. Lineage: Eukaryota; Metazoa; Nematoda; Chromadorea; Rhabditida; Trichostrongylidae. The record is from the annotation of a GenBank genome assembly.
AUGAGAGGGGUGCUAGGACUGAAGAAGAGUGAAAUCGUGCUAGAUAAGGGUGGCAAAUCUCGCUCGAAGACAUUACUCAUUACCUCGUCCCGGAUCUCCUCAGAAGAGGUUGUCGCAAAAUUGAAGGCGGCGGUUGAGCGCUGA